Molecule: messenger RNA, 2626 nt
Organism: Paramuricea clavata
Lineage: Eukaryota; Metazoa; Cnidaria; Anthozoa; Malacalcyonacea; Plexauridae
Source: the annotation of a GenBank genome assembly
AUGGUAAUGUUUAUAUGCGGCUGAAAACCUACAUAGCCACUCAAAAACUUAAGUAAUUGUUUUAGUACGGUAGUAAGUGACUAUUUCAUACUGAAAAAUCACAAUAAUCUGCAGAGUAUAGUGAUGUGUUCUGACGUUAGGUCGGAUCUGAUAUUUCGACGAUCAAAACCAGUCGGUGAAAGUAUCAAAUUAUUUACCUGCGAUUUAGUUUCUUUCAACAUUCGAUUGUUCUUCAUUCUUCUAUGAUGUGUGCUUGUUCUUGAAAUACCAGAUUUGACUUGAUUUCUUCGCAUACUUAGCGAGUAUAAGGCGAAAACUCCGAAAAAUGUCAGUAUUACAAUAGAAUCUAUAGUCUUUCACUCCUCAAGUGGGGCCAUUCAACAUGGCGCCCGGUCUCAAAACAUGACGUACUUCCGGCUUCAAAGCGGCUUCACUUUUCGAUUGGACCUUCUAUUACGAUGCUCUAUCCAGUCAUAAGCUGCCUGAUAACUGACCUACGCUUCACCCGCCCUAAAAUUCGUCGACGGAAAGGGCGAAACGUAGGUCUGAUGAAAAUGUUGUCAAAAGCGCCUUCCGCCCACUUUGCAUUUUGCAAUAAUUAACAACGAUGAUUGACACAUACAUGUAAUACCUAAAAAUACAAUGAAAGUUGUCGAUUUCACUUUAUUGCAAGUUUGUAAACUAGUCAGGAGUCGAUAAGUACAGAUAUUCGAAUAGAUAUUUAAAAUAUUGGUAACCCCAUGGAGCCCGUUGCUUUUAUAUACUUAAACCUUCGUAAAUAACAGUUACAGCUAUACUAAUAAUACGACAUUUUCAACACAUUCUAUAAAUGCGAUAAAAUCUGUCUACGGAAAUUUGGCAAUGGCCAUUGUUGAAUUACAUCCCAACUCUUACAAUUUAUACAUUUUGAAAUCGCCAUACAAUGGUAAAAUCUAAAUAGAAUAUUUUGUACGUGCUAUGUUAUCAAAAUGUAAAUCAUGAAUGCGCACAUAUUUGUAUCCGAGUUUUACUAUGAUUAAUCACAAAAAUUAAAUCGUGUAUAAAAAAUUAUAUAUUGCAUUGUUUAUUACAACGGGAAAGAUACAACGCUGAAGAAUUUGACACGUACCGCUCUACUCCCCUCUAGUUUUAAUUUUAGACGGUAGAUAGUUGCCGUACGGCGUCACAAAAUAUUUAUUAUCAUACAUUUAAUAUGUAUUCUCGUUUCUAAUUGGUCAGAAAGCACCGGCUGAUUUUCAGUAUUCGGCAUUUAUUACGUAUUUUCCGCCGAUGACGUCAUCAGCGUCCAAUAAUUGUUAUUUUGGAUCGAACUUGCAUCCAAAAAAAUAUUAUUGGACGCUGUCGUUCCCAAGCCCCGGCGCGGCCAACAACUCAACCCAAAAGCGCGCGAAAAAACCCCAAACAAACAAUGGCCUACAGCAGAUUUGCUUCGCUAGAUGAAAACGACCUGUCAAAAUUAUUAGCAGAUAAAGACAGUGACAGUACUAAGAAAGCUACAAAGGGAUGCAAAGCUAUUUUUGACGAGUAUCUUCGUCAAAAGAAGGUAGAAUAUCCCCAAUAUGCCGUACAACUGGCCGCUAUUUUAAAGCAGUUCUAUGCCGAAACAAGAAAGCAAGGUGGAAGUCAAUACCAGAAGAGCUCGCUUAGUGCUAUUAGAUUUGGAUUAAAUAGACACUUCAAAGAGAUAUUGAACGUCGACAUAACAAAGGACACCGAAUUCAAGGAAGCCAGCCAAGUGUUUAUUGCACAAUGUGUAAAACUCAAGAAAGAAGGACUUGCAAAAACUAAACACAAACCCGCCAUUGCCGACGAAGACAUAAAGAGACUUUACGAAUGUGGUGUUUUCAACGAUGAUAACCCAACAACACUUCAGAAUAAAGUCUUUUUUGAAGUAAUGUUGUUUUUCUGUCGCCGAGGGAGGCAGAAUUUACGUCAACUUAAAAAGGAUCACUUUGAAAUACAGACCGACGCCAAGGGCAGACGCUUCGUUAUCAAAACAACGGACGAACUGACAAAGAACCGCAGGGAGAAUGACGAGGCAGAAGAUGGAGGAAUAAUGAUGUCAAACGAAGGUUCAUUGUGUCCUGUGGCCUCAUCCGAGAAGUAUUUAUCUCAUUUGAACCCGGAAAAUGAUUAUCUGUUCCAACGACCGAAAACAAGACAGGUGUCAGACAGUGAAGUUUGGUACGACAACAUGGUUCUCGGAGAACACACUUUGGGGAAGAAAAUGAAAGUGUUGUCACAACAAGCUAAUUUGUCUAUCAUUUAUACCAACCACUCGACAAGAGCAACAGCCGUAACAAUCUUUGACCGAAGUGGAUUUGAAGCUCGUCAUAUUAUGUAUGUAAGCGGUCAUCGAAGCGAGAGUAGCAUCAAGAAUUACUGCAAGACCGACCAGAACACAAAAGCAAAGAUGGCAAACAGCUUGAUGUCCGUGACACCGAGUGACGAGUGUACAGUAACACCUGAAGCUGCUUCUCCACCACUGUUGACUGAUUCACAGGAAGAAUUUCUACUGAGAGAUUUGACGAUACAAACCUCAAAUAAUCAGAACGCAAAGCAGUUUAACUUUUACAACUGUAAAGUUGAUUUUAACCUUCGAUUGCAAAUAGAAUUGAUUGUUUAA